AUGGAGCUGGCCGGGAUUCAGAUAUAUCGGCUAUUGCUAUUGCUGCUUUAUUUCGGCGGCAUCUUGGCCUUCGGCGGGCACAGCCAUUGCAAGGACUGCGAUCAGUACAAGAAUACGGUGCCCGUGAGAUGCAAAUACUUGCUGGAGGCGGACCAUGUCUUCGAGCGAAAGUGCGGCGGGACAUAUCCCCUGAUGGCGUUCACCAAGUUUCGCGAUACCUUCGUGAAGACCGGCGAGCCGUUCGCCCUGUAUAUGCCGAAUACUUUGGACCAUGUGAUGGUGCUGAUGAAGGACUCGGCGCUGCAGAGCUGCGACCGCCUGCAGCUGGCCGAUGUGACCACGUUCUUCUGCCUGGACGAUAGUGCCAAUGAGACGAUCAAACUGGACGUGGCCCACAUGUACUGCUUCCCGUUUCACAUCCAGCUGCCGGACGACCUGAUGCAGGAGUGCCUCACGGAGAACAAGAUGAGCAAGCGGCACCUGGACGAUGUCCUCCGCACCCGACGCGGCGUCAUCCACUAUACCUUCGGCGAGAGUCGGGGCCACCGGUGGUUCAUUUCUGGAUAUUUCUGGCCACUUCUCCUCCAGCUCGUACAGCUCCUGCGGCUCCUCCUGCUCCAAUGAGUUGAUGAUGAGUCGUAAAUUUUUAUGCGAGCUGCCAUAAAGAUUGAUCGGUUAAGCCAAAGGGGAAAUGGCAUUAAACAAAAAUUGCUUAAAACAAAAAAGUGAACUAAAGUCAAUGGAUAUAUAUAUACAUGUAUGGAUUGAUUGGAAGCCUUAUCGCUGGCCUUGCUCCUGGCCAUC
Drosophila takahashii is the source of this 804-nucleotide messenger RNA. RefSeq lists its product as uncharacterized. The record is from RefSeq and is a predicted model, not a curated record. Lineage: Eukaryota; Metazoa; Arthropoda; Insecta; Diptera; Drosophilidae.